Pipra filicauda (Wire-tailed manakin) is the source of this 1922-nucleotide messenger RNA. It is a transcript of the gene KCNJ13, whose product is annotated as potassium inwardly rectifying channel subfamily J member 13. Gene Ontology annotation, cellular component: plasma membrane. The transcript has 3 exons. Gene Ontology annotation, molecular function: inward rectifier potassium channel activity. The record is from RefSeq and is a predicted model, not a curated record. NCBI's taxonomy places the organism in Eukaryota, Metazoa, Chordata, Aves, Passeriformes, Pipridae. Gene Ontology annotation, biological process: regulation of monoatomic ion transmembrane transport; potassium ion import across plasma membrane. The coding region runs from base 95 to 1195 and encodes 366 amino acids.
CCAGUGGUGGGACCAAUACACCAGAGCAGCCCAGUCCCUCUCCUGGAGCCCAGGUUACCCCUUCCUCCUGCACACAACCCUUCAAAGACUGCCCAUGACGACGGACGUGCUGGAGAGCAAUAACACCAAGGCCAGCGCUCCCCUGCUGGCCCAGCGGCACCUGCGCAUGGUGACCAAGGACGGGCACAGCACCCUGCAGCUGGACGGUGCCCGGGGCAGGGGCCUGGCCUAUCUGCGCGACGCCUGGGGGAUCCUCAUGGACAUGCGCUGGAGGUGGAUGAUGCUCGUCUUCGCCGCUUCCUUCGUCCUCCACUGGCUGGUCUUUGCAGUGCUCUGGUACCUGCUGGCUGAGAUGAACGGGGACCUGGAGCUGGACCACGAUGCUCCCCCUGACAACCACACUAUCUGUGUCAAGUACAUCACCAGCUUUACGGCUGCUUUCUCCUUCUCCCUGGAGACGCAGCUCACGAUCGGCUACGGCACCAUGUUCCCGAGCGGGGACUGUCCCAGUGCCAUCGCACUGCUGGCAAUCCAGAUGGUCCUGGGGCUCAUGCUGGAAGCCUUCAUCACAGGUGCGUUCGUGGCCAAGAUCGCCCGCCCGAAGAACCGGGCGUUCUCCAUCCGCUUCACGCGCUCUGCCGUGGUCACACAUCCCGAGGGGAAGCCACACCUCAUGUUCCAGGUGGCCAACACUCGCUCCAGCCCCCUGACCAGCGUCCAGAUCUCUGCUAUCCUGUACCAAGAGCAGGAGAACGGGCAGCUGCACCAAACGAGCGUCGACUUCCACCUCGACAGCGUUACUGCGGCCGAGUGUCCUUUCUUCAUCUUCCCGCUGACCUACUACCAUUCCAUCUCUCCAUCCAGCCCUCUGGCUGCCCUCCUCCAGAGAGAAGCUCCUCACCACUUUGAGCUGGUCGUCUUCCUGUCAGCUGUGCAGGAGGGCACGGGAGAAACGUGUCAAAGGAGAACGUCCUACCUGCCCUCCGAGAUCCUGCUGUCCCACCGCUUCGCCCCCGUGCUGGCCCGCAGUGCCCAAGGUGAGUACCACAUCCAGAUGGAGAACUUUGACAAGACUAUUCCUGAGCUCCCGGCUGCACCUGGCUCCAAGAGCCCCAGGAGGACUGACAAGGAGAUCCGCAUCAAUGGGCAGCACGCUGACAGCUUCCAGCUCUCCGAGACUGGCCUCACAGAAUAGAGAGAACAGACUGUGGACUUGGGGCUUUUUUUAAUUAUUAUUACAUUAAACUUUCAGGUUCCAUUUACAACCUUCCCUCCUUGCCUGCCCUGCCAUCUUCUAGUGAUCCUUCUCUUGUCCUUCCAUCCUUUUGAUUACAAUGUGACACAGUGAAGAGAACGUGAGUGCCCCGAGAGGCUGGAUGAGCCACCCAGGAUGAAGUCGGGUACAAGAACCACGGUACUAACAUCAGAAGAGCUACUUGCUGAAUUUCCCAGACUGUGAUUAAUGCCACACUGACCCCAAAAGGAGAGAUCUUCAAAACUCCCAAAGAUGACCAAAAUCAUACUUCACCAGCUUGUGACAAAAUGGACAACAACAUAAAAGCAAUAUGGGGUCACUCAGUAAAUGCAUUAGUUCUGCUUUAAGUAACUCUGUUCAUCCAAGAUACCAGUUUUUCUGUUCUCUUAAGUCUUUGGGAAUACAGUUACAUCACUUUUCAGAGGGCUGAAUUCACUCUCAGAAAGUCCUGCCAAUCUCUCGUGGCAGUGAAAAGCACUCCUGCUGUGCUUAUUAAGUAAAACUGUAAAUACUAAGUGUAGUUCUUCAUUCUGCCAAGUAAAAGAACAUCUCGUUUCCAGACAGAUCUAUGAAGACACUAUCAAAAAAUCUUGAUAUAUAUGACAAAGGCUGCAGUGGAAAUUUUUUCAUAUUUGGAAACACUGAAUAAAUUAUUUAGCAGUGGCAA